AUGUAUCACCAGGUAGCAAUAUGGCAUGAGGACCAACAGUGUCAAAGGUUCUUCUGGCUGGACAGAAGCGGUGAACUGUCUGUCUAUGUAUUGCAGGUCAUGAGUUUCGGUGCCUGCUGUUCUCCAAGCUGCGCGCAAUACAUCAAAAACCUCAACGCAGAACGGUUCAAGGCGACGCAUCAAUCAGCCGUGGAAGCUAUCACGAAACGCCACUACGUGGACGAUAUGCUGGUCAGCGUAGACGAAGAGAGCGAAGCAAUUCGUUUGGCCGAAGAAGUGAGACACGGCCACUCGCAGGGCGGCUUUGAGAUCCGCAAUUGGAUAAGCAACUCCAAACGGGUUCUCACCGCUCUAAAAGAAAAGACGACUGUGGAAAAGGACCUAGACAUUUCACCAGAAGUAGCCAUGGAAAAAGUUCUCGGCAUGUGGUGGCGUACAGAGACGGAUGAAUUUAUGUUCAAAAUUGGAUGGAAGCGCUACGAUCAACUUCUCCUCAGCGGUCACCGAUCGCCAACUAAGCGCGAAAUGCUUCGCGUUCUCAUGACGAUCUUCGAUCCGAUCGAUCGAUCCGCUGAACUUCGCCCUCACUUACUUCUACAUCGUACGGUCUCAAUCUCAGCCGGUAUUAAUUAUGAAUUGAUCUGCGUCAGUAAGUUUUCCAAAUGGAAAUUAUUGCGGAAUUGUGUUGCUCUCGUUUUCCGAUACAUAUCCAACUUGCGACUGAAGAUAAAAGAACAUCCUAUUCUGAUUGGCCCGCUUUCCGCGGACGAGCUCAACAAGGCAGAAGAAUACUUGUUUCGCCUCGCACAACACGAGGGCUUCCCAAACGAAGUAGCUAAUCUGGAAACCACGAAGUCACUACCAAAAACCAGCCCGCUGUACCAGUUGAAUCCUCAACUGGACGAGCAGGGAGUCAUUCGGAUGAGAACGAGGAUUGGUGCGUGUCAGUUUGCCACUGAAGCUGCCAAAAAACCUAUAAUACUGCCUCGUGAUCAUCACAUAACCACCCUGAUAAUGAAGCACUACCACCACAGAUACCACCACUGCAACCACGAAACCGUCAUAAAUGAGCUAAGACAACGGUUUCAUAUUCCUCGCAUUCGUGUCGGCUUCGCCAAGGCCCGCAGGAACUGCCAACGCUGUAAGAACGAGACAGCCAUGCCUCGCCCUCCAAUCAUGGCAGACCUACCGCCAGCCCGGCUUGCAGCCUUCACUCGGCCUUUCACAUAUGUCGGGAUAGACUACUUUGGCCCGAUUGAGGUAGCCCUAGGCAGACGAGUAGAGAAGCGCUGGGGAAUGCUGAUCACUUGUCUGACAAUACGUGCUAUUCACAUUGAACUGGUCUGCACCCUCAGCACAAACUCAUGCAUAAUGGGUCUUCGCAACUUUGUCGCCCGCAGAGGUACUCCCAGGAAGAUCUACAGCGAUCGUGGUACGAACUUUGUCGGCGCCAGUCGCACGCUAAAGGAAGCGAUGGCAGCUAUUAACGAAAAGCAGUUUAUGGAGGAGUUCAUCACUUCAGAAACGGACUGGAUAUUUAAUCCUCCCGCAGCACCACAUAUGGGUGGUUGCUGGGAAAGGUUAAUCCGGACGGUGAAGGCUAAUUUGAUGGCCAUUCAAUCAUCCCGCCAACCAACAGAUGAGGUGCUUCGAAACGUGCUUAUAGAAAUCGAGAGCAUCGUAAAUUCACGACCUUUGACGCACGUUCCGAUUGACAGCGAUUCGGCUCCAGCUCUUACCCCGAAUCACUUUUUACUCGGGUCAUCCGAUGGCUCGAAGCCAUCGGAUGACCCGAUUCUCGACAACAGUGGUUCCGCAUUGCUGCAGAACUGGCGAACAUCCCAGAUCAUCGCAAACCAGUUCUGGAGGCGUUGGGUAACCGACUAUCUUCCAGAAAUAACCAGACGAACAAAAUGGUUCGUACACACCAAACCUAUAGUCAUCGGUGACGUAGUAAUCAUCGUAGAUCCGCAGCUACCCAGAAAUUGGUAG
Toxorhynchites rutilus septentrionalis is the source of this 1992-nucleotide messenger RNA. RefSeq lists its product as uncharacterized. Bases 1 to 1992 code for a protein of 663 amino acids. Gene Ontology annotation, biological process: DNA integration. Gene Ontology annotation, molecular function: nucleic acid binding. The record is from RefSeq and is a predicted model, not a curated record. The transcript has a single exon. NCBI's taxonomy places the organism in Eukaryota, Metazoa, Arthropoda, Insecta, Diptera, Culicidae.